This is a messenger RNA of Parathielavia appendiculata, 584 nucleotides long. RefSeq lists its product as uncharacterized. The record is from RefSeq and is a predicted model, not a curated record. Lineage: Eukaryota; Fungi; Ascomycota; Sordariomycetes; Sordariales; Chaetomiaceae. The transcript is spliced from 2 exons. The coding region runs from base 31 to 333 and encodes 100 amino acids.
GUAGGUCAUAUUUCCGAACGAUACAGCGCAAUGUGUGUUACGUCCACAACCGAAGCCCUCCCGGCGACCACCAACGUCGGACUAGGCCAGUGCGCCGGCCCAGAAGGAGCCGGAACGGAGAUCCACACGUACACGCCGCGCAAGGUCCUAGUCCCCGCCUCCAUCGCCGCAGCCGCCGAAGGCGGAGACGACGCGGCGUCGUUUGACCUGCUCUUCGCCUCGGGCAGCGGCGACUACACGGCCUGCGAGGACAUGCAGAUGGUCAUGCAGGAGUUUGUGGCGGACCCGGAGGGCCGGAGCCUCGCGCUGAAGCAUCUACGGGAGGGAUCUUAAGGGGAAACGGUGUGUUCACUGGUUUGGAUUGCCUGCCUGCGCUCAGGAAGUCCCUUCUUAGUACUGUAAAGUACUCUUGGUUUCCUAUGUUAUUCGGGUGUCAGGUUAGAUAUGUUGAACGUUAGUCAGGGUAUGCUGGCAUCAGGAUGUGAGUAUCCGGGCUGGAUAUGACGUGUCUGGAAUACGGAUUUAAACGCACAAGACCAACCCAUAUUCAAUACGUGCUUCAAUGGAGCGAAGGUCGGCCACCA